AUGCGUGAGGGUCUGAGUUGCGACUUGACCUUUGAGAGCCAAGUUACCUGUCCACUUCUUCUGAGGGUGUUCUGUAAUAACAAUCGUCACCAUCAGGAACACGAGUUUUCUCGAGGAACAGUCCCAGCCAACGAACUCCAGAUCUACACAUGGAUGGAUGCCACUUUGAAAGAGCUAUCUAGCCUAGUGAAGGAAGUCAACCCCGAUGCACGGCGGAGGGGGACGUACUUUGACUUCGCCAUCGUCCACCCGCACCAGAGGCGCCAACAAGCCUACCAGAUGAGGGAGAUCGGGAUGACCUGCUCAGGACGCAAGGGACCCGAUGAUUCCGUGACCCUGUCGGCGCAGAAUUUCGUCAUCGGCGAUUAUAUCGAUAUCGCCAUCACCUUGCCUCCGAGGGGCGGGCUCGGAGAACGGGGAGGAGGAGGGGGGAUGGGAGGCGGCGGGAUGGGGAUGGGAAGAAGAGGAGGUUGGGGGCGGUGAUAGAAGUAAGGCUACAUGUUCUAGGUAGUAAGUCAGAAUGAGAUUGAUUCACAGGGGGGGGGGGUGAAUUUGAGAUGGUGUGGGGGAAGAGUUUGAAAAAAUUGUGGGGGGGGGGAGGUCUUCAACCCUGGAUAGACUUGGAAACUGAAGGAUGCAUGGUACAGUAUAUUUUCAAGAACUGGCAAACGUCACAUAUGAACCACCUAAUUCAAAGUAAGCUAUUGAAGAUUUAUACAAUUUUGCCUACCAAUAGAUCUUUUUCCUUUCUAUCCCUGAUGAAAUGUCCAUAUUGAUUGAAUCAAUAUGAAGACUUGGAGACUUGGCGUCACAUUAGUAGGCUGUCUGACAUAAAAUCACAAGUUAGAUCACAGUUUAAGUCAAACCAGAAAACGGGCUAUCUGUUUGUACACAGGUUUCAUGGUAUGCUGAUGCACAGCUUGGGAAAUUAUCAGUAGAACAUACCAUUUGGGACCUUAGUAGGAAAGUGGUCUAAUAAUUAUAUCCAAACUGUACAGCAUGAUGUAAGUGGACCACAAUUUUUGGAACCCAUCCAUGUUAUAUGUAACAUAUCUUUUUUGCAAAAGCCUUCUGGUUAUUAAGGGCAACUUGGAAAAAAAUAAGCUAUGUCAUGUUGCUCUAUUUUAGAUUGUAUGUUACAUUGAAAAAAACAUUAUUAAUACAUAAUAAAUGGUUAUAUUAUUAAAUUUCAAUGUAGAAAUUUGCUUUCAGGGCCCCGGUCUUACAAUAAGUUGUGAUUGAUUCAGUCAGUCAAUCAAUCUUAACUGUGAAACUCUCCCCGACAUCACAGGGGCAUAUUUCAAAUAGUUAUGUACCCAUUCCAAAUGAAGAUAUCGGUGACUGGUGAAUUUCAGAGUUGAGAUCGUAAAACACUUGUUCAUGUGUGAUAGUCACAUCAGUCACGAUCAGGAGCCCGUUGCAGAAAGAGUUGCAAUCAAUCGCAACUCUAACUAUCUAUUGCAACUUGAUUUUCAACCAAUCAACAGCGCGCAUUUGGGACUUGCAAUUGAUUUUUUGGCUUGCGUUUAAACGCAACUCUUUCUGCAACGGACCCCUGAAUUUCUUCUUAAUUUCUAGAAUUUCUUUCACUUGUUAAAUGAAGAAUUAUAAUGACAUUGACGGCUUCCCAUACAUAGGCGUGAUGAGAUCGAUCACAACUUUUCGUAAGACCUGGUUCAGGUGUCUAUACUCUAGUCUGCUGCUACACAAAAAUUCCUAAUUUUCAUUGUACCCGUUUGAUAAAAACAGGUCUGUUCUCCUGUAGACAUUAAUUUGCAUUCAAUCGAUGAAAAUCAUACUGGGUAACUGGUUCAGGUCUUCUAGAAAUCAUAUUUUACCAAAUCUGUAGCAAUUAUGUUAUCUCUGUGUUAUGUACAGGUGUAGUGAUUCCAUCAGCAAAAUUUAUAGUUCUAAGUAGUUCAUUAGAUAUAUGUCAAUUUUAUUGUAUGGGAUUGUGAAACGUGUCUAUAUUGUACAAGUUUGUAGGUUAUGAGUUGCAAGUAACGGUUCAUUUCAGGCCAAAAUCAGAAUUUUAUGAUAAUUUUUAACAUUUGCCAGUAUGGGUGUUGAGUUAAUGGCAUUUUUUAUUUUGACUUUUCAUUUUAGACUUUUUAAUUAUAUAUUUGAUUUGGUCAGAUAAAUUGACCUUAAAAGUCAUAUGCCAUUCACCAUAAAAGUUCAUUCUAUUUGCCCUGGAUUGGGGGGGGGGGGGGUCAUUUGUUUGCAGAUACAUGUAGCUGUGUGACCCAUAUGGAGUGAAGAGCACAUUGUGUAAAUAAAUCAGUUAAUUAUUUGUAAUGUUCAGUAGGUUGUUUUUAAAUAUUAUCUGACAUUUAUUUCAUGUGACAUUUGUAAUGUUGCGGAAAAAUUUUCAAGUUGCGAUUUUGUCCAGAUACACAAAUUGUUCAGACUUGUUCAGACACCAUGUGUGGUUAGGUAAACUUGUCAGAUAGAUCAGACAUUUUUUUUCUUUUGGGGGGGGGGGGGGGAUGGGUGCUUCACAAAGAUUUAGAGUCAUGCUUGAACACCAAUGCGCACAGGUCAUUUAAUGAGUAAUCUGGUUGAUCUGUCCAGUGCGGUGAUGCAUUAUAAUGCACGCUUAUCGCUACUGAAAAACUUAAAUUUCAGUGCGAAUCAUAGUCACACUUUGUGAAACACCCCCUUAUAUUUUUAUGUGAUGGUCACUUGUGUUUUAUUUCAUUUCCAAAUGCACAUUAGAAUUUGGUAUCGUUUUGCAUUUAUACAUUUUUUUUCUUCUGUCCUUUUUUAAAUUGUCACUUUUUAAAGGAAAUAAUUUUCUGUGUUUGAAAUGGGGUAAACGUGGAGGAUGUAUGUGUAAAACUGUAAAUAAAUCUUUGUAUCAUAAA
Molecule: messenger RNA, 2867 nt
Organism: Lytechinus pictus (painted urchin)
Lineage: Eukaryota; Metazoa; Echinodermata; Echinoidea; Temnopleuroida; Toxopneustidae
Product: histone deacetylase complex subunit SAP18-like
Exons: 3
Coding region: 1-483 (160 amino acids)
Biological process (GO): negative regulation of DNA-templated transcription
Cellular component (GO): nucleus
Molecular function (GO): transcription corepressor activity; transcription factor binding
Source: RefSeq, a predicted model, not a curated record